Molecule: messenger RNA, 2063 nt
Organism: Brachypodium distachyon (stiff brome)
Lineage: Eukaryota; Viridiplantae; Streptophyta; Magnoliopsida; Poales; Poaceae
Product: kinesin-like protein KIN-1
Exons: 17
Coding region: 542-1777 (411 amino acids)
Biological process (GO): microtubule-based movement; cytoskeleton-dependent intracellular transport
Cellular component (GO): microtubule; kinesin complex
Molecular function (GO): ATP binding; plus-end-directed microtubule motor activity; microtubule binding
Source: RefSeq, a predicted model, not a curated record
AAAACCCCCAAACCUCUGCAGAGCGACCCCAAUGAAACCUCUUCUUCAGUGAGCGCCUCUCUCCUCCCUACCACCGCCAACGCCGCUCUCACGCCCCCGAAUCCCUCCUCCCCUCCGCUCCCCUCUCCCCGUGCGCCGUCGCCGCCCCCCUUCCGCCUCUCACCCGCCUCCCUGCUGACUGCCAUCUCCAUCCUCUAGGUCUCUGCGGCAGUGCGGAUGUCGAACGUGAGGGUGUGCGUGCGGUUCAGGCCACUGAGCCACAAGGAGAGGAAGGCUAAUGGCGACAAGGUCUGCUUCAAGAAAUUAGACGCCGAGUCUCUCGUCUUCAAGGUUUGGGGGCACUCUUCUGCCUUCAGCUAUGUGAUAUGGGGAUGAGCGGGACGAAGAUGUCAUAUUCAGCUUUGACAAGGUGUUCUACGAUGAUGCUGAACAGUCUGAUGUCUAUAAGUUCCUUGCAGUGCCCAUUGUCACAGAUGCUGUCAAUGGAAUAAAUGGGACGAUAAUUACUUAUGGUCAGACUGGAGCUGGAAAAACAUAUAGCAUGGAGGGGCCAAGCAUCUUGCAUUGCAAUGAGCAGAAAACUGGACUAGUUCAGCGAGUUGUAAAUGAUCUAUUUGAAUGUCUAAGAACUUCAGCAAGCAUGGCUACAUGGACUGUGAACCUGUCAAUGGUGGAGAUAUAUUUGGAAAAAGUAAGGGACCUUCUUGACUUGUCCAAAGACAACCUACAGAUCAAGGAGAGUAAAAGCCAAGGGAUUUACAUCUCUGGAGCAACAGAGAUAUCUAUUAUGAAUAGUUCAGAUGCCUUGGAGCGCCUUUCUGAAGGAAUUGCCAACAGAGCUGUUGGAGAAACACAAAUGAACCUGGCCAGCAGUAGAAGUCACUGCUUGUACAUCUUUUCAGUGCAGCACACAUCCACUCCAGAUGAGAGGGUAAGGGCGGGGAAGAUUAUUCUAGUUGACCUAGCUGGUUCCGAGAAAGUUGAGAAAACUGGUGCUGAAGGGCGAGUUCUUGAUGAAGCGAAAACAAUUAACAAAUCUCUCUCAGCUCUAGGGAAUGUUAUCAAUGCCCUGACUACUGGUAAAUCAAAUCAUGUGCCUUACCGUGACUCAAAGCUUACCCGCAUCCUUCAAGAUUCACUGGGAGGCAGCUCAAGAGCUUCGCUGCUGUGCUGCUGUUCUCCCAGUGCGUUGAACUCACCAGAAAGUCUCUCUACCCUCCGCUUCGGAACCAGGACAAAGCUCAUAAAGACUGUGCCCAAGCCGAUCCCCGUUGAAGCGGAGAGCAGUAAGAAGCCCACACCCCAACAUUCGCACGAUCAAGACAAUCCGAGUGAUGGGGCACAGAGCAAGCCUGUCAGCAGCCAAUCAGAUGUGUCUGAUCCCAGCCUCGAUUUCCGUGACCAAGUCGAUUUACGCGACAGGAUACUAACCAAGCUAAGGUUGAGCCUGAGGGAGGAAGACGUCGAUCUGCUGGAGGAGCUGUUCAUCCAAGAAGGGAUCAUCUUCAACGCCGACGACGCUCUGGACCCGGGCUCCGUGUCGUGCCAGGACGCCGCGGCCCAGCAGAUCCUGUCGCUCCUGCAAGCCAUGGAGGAGCUCUCCGAGGCCGCGCAAGAGCUCGCCGACGAGAAUGAGAAGCUGAGGCAUGAGCUGGAGGUCGCGCAGGAGAUCGCUGCUCGCGCCCAGGAUGCCGUCGCCGAAGGAUGGGGCGGCGGGCUGCUGCUUGGGUUUCUGCCGGCGGCCAUCCUCCGCCCCUUGGGGUUCGUGCCGGACUGACUGACCGAUGUCACAGGCAGCUACCCAGCGUUCACGGGCAUUCGUUCCUCGAUUACUCCUGACACCAAAUGAUCUAAAACAUUUUACUUUUUUUUGCGAGGAUCUAAAACAUUUUACUGUCUCUGCUUGUUCCUCUUAAUUCAGCCACCGUUCCUCUUUGAUGUUGGUACGCAAACUCUGAUGAUGUUAUGGGCAUGUUCUUUUUCUGGGGGGUCAAAAUCAACUAUGCUACUCCUUAAUUAUUGCAACGUGAGACGGAGGAAGUAUUUUUCGGUGAUGAACAAAA